Molecule: messenger RNA, 2089 nt
Organism: Onthophagus taurus
Lineage: Eukaryota; Metazoa; Arthropoda; Insecta; Coleoptera; Scarabaeidae
Gene: calypso
Product: ubiquitin carboxyl-terminal hydrolase calypso
Biological process (GO): protein deubiquitination; ubiquitin-dependent protein catabolic process
Cellular component (GO): cytoplasm
Molecular function (GO): cysteine-type deubiquitinase activity
Source: RefSeq, a predicted model, not a curated record
CCAUUAAAAUUACUUCUUGUCAAGUUCAACAUAACCUAAGUUUUAAACUUCAAAGUUUUAUUGAAACCCCGCAAAAAUAGUGAUGCCAGUCGAUAUAAAGGAAUUAACGGAAGGUUGGUUAGAAUUAGAAAGUGAUCCCGGGCUAUUUACCCUCCUCUUAGAAGAUUUCGGUGUAAAAGGAGUCCAAGUAGAAGAAAUUUACGACCUAAACAAACCCUUAGAUAGUCCUGUAUACGGAUUUAUCUUUUUAUUCCGAUGGAUCGAGGAACGAAGAUCGCGGCGAAAAGUCGUGGAACAAACGGAAGUGUUUGUAAAAGACGAAGACAUCGUGAACAACAUUUUUUUCGCCCAACAAAUGGUCCCGAAUAGUUGUGCUACUCACGCGUUGAUUUCGAUACUUUUAAAUUGCCCCAAUAUUCAUUUAGGGGACACUUUGAGUCGGUUAAAACAGCACACUCACGGGAUGUCCCCUGAAAAUAAAGGAUGGGCCAUCGGGAACACGCCAGAAUUAGCAUGUGCUCAUAAUUCGCAUGCAAUGCCCCAAGCUAAACGGAGAUUAGACAAAACCGGGGGUGGUGUAUCAACUGGGAGAUUCACCGGGGAAGCUUUUCAUUUCGUUAGUUUCGUUCCAAUAAAUGGGAGAUUAUUUGAAUUGGAUGGAUUAAAACCUUUUCCAAUCGAUCAUGGUCCUUGGACCAUCGAAACAGGGGAUUGGACUGAAAAAUUUCGAGGUGUUAUGAGCGACCGGCUUGGUUUAACAGCUGGGGAACAAUACCAUGAUAUUCGUUUUAAUUUAAUGGCGGUAGUUCCUGAUCGGCGAUUAGCGAUAACUCACAAAUUAAAAAUGCUUAAAACUAAUAAACAAAUCGUUUUAGACGCUUUACAACAACUCAUGAAGAUUAAACAUUCAGAUAAAGACAAAGAAAAAAUUAAUAAAGAAGAAAUCCAUAAAAAAGAAGAAGAAAAAACCGAAAUAAUCGAUUUAGUUGAUUCAGAAAACGCCGAAAUUAACGAAGUUAAAAACGAACCCGAAAUUAAAGAUAAAGUUUUAAUGUGUCCAUUAGAUUAUUCAACCCCAUUAACGAUUCAAACCUCACCGGCUCCGAGUACUUCAAGUACGGAUACAUCAUCCGAGGUUGGGUCAGCUUUUAAUUCGCCUACGACGGCGUGGAAUUGGACCGCACCUCAAAAUAGCCCCAGUUCCCGCGAUUUUAAACGAUUCGUCGUUUUAAAAAUGCCCAACGAUGAGAGUAAAGAAAAAAUUGGGAUUAAUAUCAAUGGAAAAAGGAUUAAUGAGGAAUCCCAAAAGAAAUCUUACAACACCGGUCACGCAAGAGUACGAACCAGCGAUGGGGACACCGUCGUUGCGGAGAAAAAGAACGAGUUAUUAGAAACGCACACUUUUGCCCCUCAAGAUUUAUUGGCGUUGUUAAGGAAUUUGGAGCACGAAAUUUGUUUGUGCGAAAUGAAUUUAAAGGAUGAAAAUGAUAAACAAAAUAAAUAUAAAAUUGAUGAUUGUCGAAGAACGUACAAUUACGAUGAAUUUAUUUGUACCUUUUUAUCAAUGUUAGCCGAACAAGGUAAAUUGGCUGAUUUAGUCGAGCAACAUUUGAUCACGAAGCGUCCCAACGCUGUUCCCGCGCCGAAAUCGACGAAAUCAACACGAAAAAAAGAUCACGGGCGAAGAAAGAAAGGAAGGGCUAAAGUUAAGAAACGAAGAUGAACUUUUUAUUCGAAAUGAUUUUAAUAUAAUUUACAAUAAUUAAUUUAAGUAAAAAUUUUUAACCUCAUAAUUUUUUGACAUUUUGAUAGAUUUGAAUCGAAAUACUUUUUGACACGAAAUUAAACGCUCGUCAUCAGUUUAACAUCGGUUAGGAGUUUGGUAUGGUGAUGGUGUUCGAUCGUUUUGGCCAAUUCUUGUCCCUCGACUUUACCGUUAUCUCUAAAGGCACGGAAGUCCCAAACUUUACUGUACUCUUGCGGUUUCUUGGAUGUGAGGUCAAAGUUUGACCUAAAACUUGUAAUUUCUAGUUUCCUAUUCAGUAAUUUCCCCCCUAAAAUUUGAUCGCUAAUAGAAAAUUCCAAUUGA